Messenger RNA from Drosophila santomea, 1911 nucleotides. RefSeq names its product putative inorganic phosphate cotransporter (gene MFS1). The record is from RefSeq and is a predicted model, not a curated record. Gene Ontology annotation, cellular component: plasma membrane. Gene Ontology annotation, molecular function: transmembrane transporter activity. Gene Ontology annotation, biological process: monoatomic anion transport; transmembrane transport. Lineage: Eukaryota; Metazoa; Arthropoda; Insecta; Diptera; Drosophilidae. Bases 55 to 1539 code for a protein of 494 amino acids. The transcript has 4 exons.
GUUGAGUUUAAUUUCGAUCUCUAGCGGGUGUGGUUCAAUAAAAUUAGUGCGGAUAUGACGGCGGAAACGAAUACGGGUCCGAUGGUCGGCCAACGUCAUUUGCAGACCUUCUUGCUCUUCCUAUCGAUUGUGGUUAACUACAUGGCCAAGUUCAAUGCUGGAGUUGCGGUUGUGGCAAUGACAAACGCUGAUAACACUAACCCAAACUUUCCAGAGUACGAUUGGAACGAAAUGGAUCGAUCCUACAUCCUGUCCAGCUUCUUCUGGGGCUACAUAAUGACACAGUUUAUGGGCGGAUGGCUGUGCCGGCGCUAUGGAGCCAGGAUCACGAUGUUCGUGUCCACCAUGGGUUCAGCCCUGCUGGUUGCCCUCAUCCCAUGGUGCGUGUCCUGGGGCGGCUGGCAAGCGUACUGUGGCAUUCGGAUGGCCAUGGGCCUGUUCCAGGGUUUCCUGUUCCCCUGCAUUCACGCCCACCUGGCGAACUGGUGUCCUGUGCAGGAGCGAAACCGAUUGGGAGCGCUGGCCAACACGGGUAUCGAUUGCGGCACCUUGGUGGCCAUGUUUGCGAGUGGAUUAUUGGCUGCCUCCAGCAUCGGCUGGCCCGGCAUCUUCUACGUGUCCUGCGGAGUGGGCGUUUUGUGGUGCAUCCUCUGGUGGAUUUUCGGAGCCAACCAACCCAAAGAGUCCAAGUUCAUUGGCGAAGCGGAACUGAACUACAUUGAGACUUCAAUCAACUCCAGUCGCAAGGCGGAGGAGGCAGAGCUUAAGGCCACUGGACCCAUUCCGGUGCCAUGGAAGGCGAUUUGGACAUCGGUUCCCUUCUGGGCCUUGAUGAUCACUAGGUGCUGUCAGUCCUGGGGAUAUUCCACGCUCCAGACCGAGAUGCCUGCCUAUAUGAACGGUGUCCUUUUGAUGGAUAUGAAGAGCAAUGCUCUUUACUCCGCCCUUCCCUAUUUCGCAUCCUGGAUUAUGGCCUUUGUGUACCUGAUCAUCGCGGAUAUCCUGCUGACCAGGGGCAUCAUGUCCAUCACUGGCAUUCGCAAGAGCGUCAAUUCGAUAGCGUUCUUUGUGCCCGCCGCAGCUCUGAUUGGAGUCAGCUUCCUGGACAGUACGCAGAAGACCCUGGCAGUGGUGCUGAUGUGCACCAAUGUGGGAAUCAACGCUGGCUCCACCAUUGGUAGCACCAUCAACACCAUCGACUUGUCACCUAAUCACGCUGGCAUUCUCAUGGGCAUUGUAAAUACGGCGGCGAACACUGUGCCCAUUCUGACGCCUCUUCUCGUGGGAAUCAUCGUCAAGGAUGAUCACGAUCGAGAGCAGUGGCAGAUUGUGUUCAUUAUAUCCGCCAUCAUCUUCUGUGUGGGCAACAUUGUGUAUGUGAUCUUUGGUCAGAUGGUCAAUCAGCCCUGGGAUGCACCCGACUUUAUGGAUAAGCAGCGAUCCUCCAAUCUUCAAGAGGUUGGGCUUUCCAAGGCUCUGGAGGCACAGCGGAGUGAGAAAGUGGAGGAGGCGAAGCGCAAGGAAAGUGAAGCUGCCUAGGAGAAGAAUGAAUCCAAUGAAACUGGGGGUACCAAGGAGAACUGAGCAGCAAGGACGAAAUUUGAUGUCAUAGGAUAACAAAAUAACCUAUACCUCGAAACCCCCUAGGUAUUUUAGUCACGGCUGGUCCGGAGUAGCUUUAAAUAAGUCAAUUGUGUUCCCAAUGAGUACUUUAAGAUGUAAAUAUAGAAACUAUAUGUGAAGAAUCCCACGACCUUGUCGAUUUACCCUACGGAAGCAAGCGCACCAAGGCAUCAUGUCAAUUCAUUAUCAAUGAACACUGAUUACUAUACGAACUUCGGAGUACUGAUCGUAAAUAAGCAAUUGACGUGUGUAUUAUGUGAAAAUAAGAUCGAUCGCUUCUCCAAUUAA